Vespa mandarinia (Asian giant hornet) is the source of this 737-nucleotide messenger RNA. It is a transcript of the gene mRpL49, whose product is annotated as mitochondrial ribosomal protein L49. Gene Ontology annotation, cellular component: mitochondrial large ribosomal subunit; ribosome. Gene Ontology annotation, molecular function: structural constituent of ribosome. NCBI's taxonomy places the organism in Eukaryota, Metazoa, Arthropoda, Insecta, Hymenoptera, Vespidae. The record is from RefSeq and is a predicted model, not a curated record. Gene Ontology annotation, biological process: translation.
GGCGGCCAGCGACCCUUAUUUACCGAGCUCAAAAUGGCUGCCCUUCGUAUUUUCACACGCUCGUGCUUUCCAGCGAUUUUGCAAGGUCCCGUAGCUCUACAAUCGGUGAAGUGCGCAUCCCCGACUAUCACCGAGAUUUAUAAGAGAUGGAGUAGUUACAAAUCUUCGCCUAUAUACAAAGAUCCUUCUCAUUAUACAGACUAUGAUAUAUCUAAUGAUCCGGUAGAAUGGAGCUAUGUAGAACGUUUAAUGAGAUAUAAGAUUAUACCACAACCAAAAACUACUGAUACAAAUUUACCUUCAGGAUGGAAACCAGCCACUGCAAAACCCAGUGACCAUCCUUAUUUCAUACAACGUACAAAAAACCAUAUGCUACCUAUUUAUCUACAAAUAAAAUUUAGGGGAAUGAGAAAAGUAACGCAAAUACGUAAAAUACAAGGAGAUAUUUGGAAAUUAGAGAAAGAAUUAAAGCAGCAUAUUAAAGAAACAACAAAUAAAACAUUUGGUAGUAGAAUAAAUGAAAUGUGUGGUGAAAUUAAGUUUAGAGGAGAUUAUGUAUCUUGCGUUAAAAAGUGGUUACUAGCUAAAGGUUUCUAAAUUUUUCAAUGUAAAUUUUUGUUUAUAUUAUGAAUAUAAAAAUUGAAACAUUUAUAAUGUAAAUAUGAUUACAUAGGAACUGUUACAACAAAAUACUUUUAUGUAUAUUUGCAAAAAUAAAAACUUACAUCGCUUUAUAA